AUGGCGAAAUCCGAUGCCUUGGUUGGCCAAGAUCUCCCUCCUUAUGAACUUGUACAACGACCGAGUUCUCUUCUACUUCGGCGUCGGCGUCGAGUUCUCGGCACUCUUCUCCUCAUAGCAAUUCUUUUGGUACUGGUUCAGCUUGAGUCUAUCACCACCACUCCGACAUCGGUACCUCAGACGCAAUCUUUUGUUGAGGGACUGAACAAAUGUCAUCAGGUUAGUAAUCAGGGUCAGCAUGACACGCAGGCAUUGAAAGACCGGCCAAACCCAAGAUGGAAUCCAAUUACCGGCCAACAAAUUCCUAUUGUCAUCAAGGAUGCAUCGCUCUUCGACGGCGAUUCCACUCGCAAAGGGACUUUCGAUAUCAUCUUUGACUCUGGUGUGAUUUGGUCUGUAUCUCCCGCUAGCACACAAAACUCCAUCCCAAAAGGCGCUCGUGUCAUUUACGGGGGUUUUGUGACUCCUGGCUUCGUUGAUAUGCAUUCUCACCACCUAUUGCUGCCUUUUCCUCAUCUUUCAUCUACUAGCGAUGUUAAUGAGCGGCCACUCUUGGGACCUAUUACUCCAUUCGUGCGCUCUAUAGAUGGCUUCAAGCCCUACGAUCCUGCUAUAAAGAUUAUUGCAUCGGGGGGCGUAACAUCUUCCUUGGUGCUUCCAGGCUCCGCAAACAUUGUUGGAGGCGAGGCAUAUAUGGUAAAGAACUUACCACUGGCUGGUUCAGCCGGUGAGCCUGUGGUUGACGAGCUGCUUUUGGAAUAUGGCCUCCCCGAAAAUAGUCGACAGAGAUACCUUAAGAUGGCUUGUGGAGAGAACCCCAAGGGUAUAUAUGGCAAUACCCGGCUUGGUCUCACUUGGCUCUUACGCGAAAAGCUCGAAAAGGCACGAGAACUGCUGCAACGCCAGGUUACCUGGUGUGAAGCAGCAUUUGAGGUUGAGGCGAGCACCUUCGCCAAAGCUCGCCGCAUUUCAAAUUUCCUUAAGUCCGAAGGGAAACGACCUGACUCGUUUGAGCUUGAGACCCUUCUCGCACUUUUGAAAGGGGAGCUCAACGUCAAUGUGCACUGUUAUGAACCUGAAGAUUUUGAGCGCAUGCUGUCUGUGCUUCACGAAUUUGGUGUUCAUCCUCGAGCUUUCCAUCAUGCGUUGGAGGCAUGGCAGGUACCUGAGCUUCUGAAACAUCUUGAAGAAAAUAUUACUAUUGCCACAUUUGCGGAGAACUCCCUGUUCAAGGCUGAGGCGUACGGGGCAAAUUUGCGAGGACCAAAGAUUUUGGACGACCAUGGGGUUCAGGUUGCAUUGAAAUCGGAUCAUACCGGCGAGGAAAACUUUGCAAAAUACCUUAUAUACCAGGCGGCAAUUGCGCAUUCCUUUGGCCUGCCUGAGGACAAGGCCCUUCAGUCCGUGACAUCAGUUCCUGCUCGCUCAGUGCAGCAAGACCACAGAAUCGGUUAUGUUCGCCCCGGAUAUGACGCUGACCUGGUCAUCUGGGAUGAUCAUCCACUUCAGGUCGGUGCAACCCCCUCUGAAGUAUUCAUCGACGGCAGAUCUGCUCUUCAUGAGAGUAAAUCCUCUGAUGAAUUGACGCAUGAAGCGAUUCGCUCUUCUAAAUUACAUGAGGCACCGGUGAUGCGAACGUCUAUCGCCCCGGAUCAGAAAGAAGACAUCUGCGGUAGAGCUGAGGGGCCCCACUCAGAGGUACUAUUUACCGGUAUCCAAGAGGUUCUGAUUGACCUUCCGACACAUCUUACUCAGAAUGCAAAGAACCUGACUUUGCUGGUCGAGGAUGGCCAAAUCACAUGUUUCGAUGAGAGAUCAGCCUGUGUUUCUUCAAGUGGGAGCGAGGAUGGCUUAACGCAGGUAGAAUUGAACAACGGCUACAUAACCCCUGGUCUCGUUGCUUUUGGAAACAACAUCGGAAUUCAAUCCAUUCCUUCUGAGAGUUCAACAGGGGAUGGCUUGGCUGCGAAGAAUGGGGAUGCUCUUAACGAACAAAAAGCGGUUCAUUUUGCCAAAUAUGGUGUGCAUUUCUUCGGUAGAGGGUUUACAAGAGCACGAAUUGGGGGUGUGACAAGAGCUAUCUCCGCGCCCCAUUCUGGGGGAGGCAUCAUCCAAGGAGUCAGCGUUGGAAUACACACAAGCGUGAAUGCCACUAUCUUAAAUGGUGGUAUUUGGAAGGACGAUGUUGCCCUUCACUUUACAAUAGGACAAGCAGCAAAGGGUGAUGAUACGCUGACUGUCUCUUCUGGCAUUGAGCGCCUGCGUCAGGUACUAGAGAAGGGUAAGACAGCCGAAUCAGGCAUUUAUUACCAGGCUGCGAGGGGCUUACUGCCCAUGGUUGUACGCGCAUUUAACAAGGAUGAUAUCAGUCAGUUGAUCUUGGUCAAGCGUGAGUUUCCUUCAGUGAGGCUCGUCCUCUAUGGUGGCCACGCCGCGCCUUUGGUAGCAAAGCCCCUAGCAGAAGCAGGUAUUCCGGUCAUUCUAACAGGUAACCGCGGCGCGCCUGACAGCUGGGAGAAGCAAAACGUUCUUACGGGUCCCCCGCUUACUGAAAGCCCGGCUAAGAUCUUGAUAAAUGCCGGUGUUCUUUUGGGUUUGGCAGUUAAGAGCGAUUCAAAGAUACAUGGCCUGGCACAAGAAGCUCGAUGGGCUGGUAAGUAUGCUGGUCUUACUGACAAGCAAGCCAUUGCCUUGGUGUCAACGAACCUGGAUGAUAUUCUUGGCACUCGGUCAAAUAAGAAAGGUCAUUAUGAGCCAUUGACACAGUCAUUUUCUGGGGAUUUUGUUGUGUGGGAGGGAAAUCCGUUGAGAGGCGAAGGUUCCGUUGUUGUUGCUGUUCAGGACGGUGGAAAAGUUGCUGACUGCUGGCCCGAUACAACUGAUGUUGUAUUGUAAGUCGAAUUUUGAUCAUGAUAUUUUUAUAAAGAAAAUG
Messenger RNA from Aspergillus ruber CBS 135680, 2932 nucleotides. RefSeq lists its product as uncharacterized. Gene Ontology annotation, molecular function: hydrolase activity, acting on carbon-nitrogen (but not peptide) bonds. The transcript has 8 exons. The record is from RefSeq and is a predicted model, not a curated record. NCBI's taxonomy places the organism in Eukaryota, Fungi, Ascomycota, Eurotiomycetes, Eurotiales, Aspergillaceae. Bases 1 to 2895 code for a protein of 964 amino acids.